This is a messenger RNA of Gasterosteus aculeatus aculeatus (three-spined stickleback), 2763 nucleotides long. RefSeq names its product nucleosome assembly protein 1-like 1 (gene nap1l1). Gene Ontology annotation, cellular component: nucleus. Lineage: Eukaryota; Metazoa; Chordata; Actinopteri; Perciformes; Gasterosteidae. The record is from RefSeq and is a predicted model, not a curated record. Gene Ontology annotation, biological process: nucleosome assembly.
GGAUGUAUAUGAGCGCAGGCGGCGGGAUCUCUCUCCCUUUUACCGCCAUCGGAGCGGAGCCUUUCUUCCCCGGGUCCUCGCCACUGCGCAGCGCCGCUUCUUCAGUCCGACCUCCGGCCAGAAAGCGAAGCAUCACUCAAGACUCGGCAAAGAUGGCAGACAUCGACAACAAAGACCAGGCUGAGAUUGACCCGGCAGAUAUGGAGGACGUGGAGGAAGUGGAGGAGGAGGAGACUGGAGAAGAUGAGAACAGCAAAGCUCGUCAGCUGACUGUGCAGAUGAUGCAGAACCCACAGAUCCUGGCUGCGCUGCAGGAGAGACUGGAUGGUCUGAACGGCUCGCCGUCAGGCUACAUGGAGAGCUUACCAAAGGUUGUAAAGAGACGUGUGAACGCCCUCAAGAACCUGCAGGUCAAAUGUGCCCACAUUGAGGCAAAGUUCUACGAAGAAGUCCAUGAGCUGGAAAGAAAGUAUGCGGCCCUCUACCAGCCUCUCUUCGACAAGCGAAGCGAGAUAGUGAAAGCAGCGUAUGAGCCCACAGAUGAGGAGUGUGAAUGGAAGGCAGAUGAGGAGGAAGAGCUGACAGUAAGUAAGCAGGACGAGAUGAAGGAGAAGGCCAAGUUGGAGGAAGAGAAGAAGGACGAGGAGAAGGAGGACCCCAAAGGCAUCCCGGAGUUCUGGCUAACUGUCUUCAAAAACGUGGAUUUGCUCAGUGACAUGCUGCAGGAACACGAUGAACCCAUCCUAAAACAUUUACAAGACAUUAAAGUGAAGUUCUCAGAUCCCGGACAGCCCAUGAGUUUCACGUUAGAGUUCCUCUUCGAGGCCAACGACUUCUUCACGAACACGGUGUUGACGAAAACCUACAAGAUGAGGUCAGAGCCGGACGAGAGCGACCCGUUCUCCUUUGAUGGGCCGGAGAUCAUGUGCUGCACAGGUUGCACCAUCGAGUGGACAAAGGGAAAGAACGUCACGUUGAAAACUAUCAAAAAGAAACAGAAGCACAAGGGCCGUGGCACAGUGAGGACUGUCACCAAAACGGUGCCCAACGACUCAUUCUUCAACUUCUUCACCCCGCCAGACGUUCCAGAAAAUGCAGAGUUGGACGAGGACUCUGAGGCCGUCCUGGCUGCAGACUUUGAAAUCGGCCACUUCAUCCGGGAACGUAUCGUACCUCGGGCCGUGCUUUACUUCACAGGGGAGGCCAUCGAGGACGAUGAUGACGACUACGAUGAAGAGGGAGAGGAGGCUGACGAUGAGGAGGGAGAGGAGGAGGCUGAUGAAGAGAAUGAUCCAGAUUACGAUCCCAAGGUUUAAGUGGUGACAGUAGAAAAAUAACCCUAUCCUGAAGGACGCAGUCCCCCCAGCUGAGUGCAAGCAGCAGUGAGGCCCGGCUGCCUUUGAGGACUGCACUGUAACAGCUUCUCAAAUUAAAAGUAAAAAAGAAACAUCCAAAAAAAAAUAGUUACUUACUGCCUUAUAAUGUUUUGUAUUUUUCUUGGUAGAGAAUUUGAAGAAAGUUUCAAGAUUUUUGUUACAAAAACUCAUGGUAUGAUACUGGGAGCUGCGUAGCUCGAUAUACAUAGUAUUUUACUAGACCUGUUUUUCCUUCUCUUCCUCCUUCUCUGUACAAUAGAUAGAAUACAGGAAAAAAGAUCUCCCUCAAAUAGCAUGAACUUGUUUCUUCACUGCUAAAACUAGUUUGGAUUCUUGUGAAGUCUUUUGUUGUGUUUUCUUAGACAACAGCUGUGGGUUAGACUGCAUCGCGGCAACAUCAAUGUAUGACACACCCUUUCCUCAAGUCCCGGGUUGUCCCAUUUGAAUCUGAGCGGGGCCGAAGCACUGUAGCAUUUCUAGCUCUAGUGACGGCGGAUACAUGGGUCACCUGCAGCCCGGGGGUCUAUUCCACUCAGUAUUUGGGCCACUUGUGCAUGACUUACUUUCCAGUCGCCAUACAUUCCAGUUGGCAGACUGGCUGGCACCAGCGGUGAACCCCCUCUCCAAAAACUGGAAUGGACUUGUCUAAAUUGAGCCACAAAUGGUGUUUUUAUUUUGACCUCUUGGCGCAACCUGGUAGUCUUUUAACCAGAUCUUGGGGCAGAGAGGCUGAGGCUGCUUCAGGGCUGUUUUCUAUAGCACUUUGUACUUGAGUGGUGUCCCCUCAUUGGUUUGGUGUCAGUACUCCUAAGACGCACUUUGUGCACCGGCCUGCUUUGUGUUCAGAGGCUCGGUAGGAACAGGGUUGGGCAGAUGUAGUGCAUCAAAGAGAAACGGUUUAAAGUGCCCCCCCCCAUCCGGUUAUCACACUUACCUCACCAAAUCCUGACCGGUCAGGUGCUCAUGAGGUCCAGGUAGAUUUUAAUCACUGUGAAAGACAAGGGGGGGGGGGUAGUGUAAUGAGGCCAUCCUACUGGCCAAUCACCCUCCAUCACAAAACUCCUCAUAGUUACCCAGAAGGUCAGAGCAAUACUUAAUAGCCAGGUAGGGGGACUAAAGAGACUGUAGCUUAACACCCCCCCCCCCCCCCAUUCCAAAUGCCUUUUUUAUUUCAGUUUAAACAGGCAGGCGAGGGCUGUGUUGAGCAGCAUCAGGUCCCUCAUUCUGCAGGUAGUAUUCAGAUAAUGUUUAUUGGAAAAAAGGUGUGAGGGUUUCAGUAGGUUCCUUCUGAGCAGCUGUUGUCAAGGCAAAAUGCUAUGCUACAAAAAUACUAAUGUACUCAAUAACUACGUGUAUGUUCAUGAAUAAAUUGGUUAAACAUGUGAAA